Molecule: messenger RNA, 1662 nt
Organism: Penicillium macrosclerotiorum
Lineage: Eukaryota; Fungi; Ascomycota; Eurotiomycetes; Eurotiales; Aspergillaceae
Product: karyopherin alpha
Exons: 3
Coding region: 1-1662 (553 amino acids)
Biological process (GO): NLS-bearing protein import into nucleus
Cellular component (GO): nucleus; nucleoplasm; cytoplasm
Molecular function (GO): protein binding; nuclear import signal receptor activity
Source: RefSeq, a predicted model, not a curated record
AUGGCGGAUCGUUACAUUCCCGAACACCGUCGGACGCAGUUCAAGGCGAAGAACCAGUUCCGCCCCGAUGAGCUCCGCCGCCGCCGUGAAGAACAGCAGGUCGAGAUCCGAAAGCAAAAGCGUGAGGAGAACCUCGCCAAGCGACGUGGUAUUCAGACUCGGGAUGGAGGAAUUGGUGUCGGUGGCGGCAUGGCCGCUGCCACCGAAAGCGAUGACGAGGCUAGUGCUAUUGAGAGCGAGCUCAAUGUCGAACUUCCCCAGAUGGUGAAGGGUGUCUUCUCCGACCAGGUUGAGGAGCAGAUCCAAGCCACCACUAAGUUCCGCAAGUUGCUGUCCAAGGAGCGCAACCCUCCCAUCGAGCGCGUUAUUGAGACCGGAGUCGUCAGCCGCUUCGUUGAAUUCCUUCGCUCCCCCCACACCCUGGUCCAGUUUGAGUCUGCGUGGGCUCUCACCAACAUCGCCUCCGGUUCUGCCCAGCAGACCCAGGUUGUCAUUGAGGCUGGUGCUGUGCCCAUUUUCGUGGAGCUCCUCAGCAGCCCCGAGCCCGAUGUCCGCGAGCAGGCUGUUUGGGCGCUCGGUAACAUUGCUGGUGACAGCCCCCACUGCCGUGAUUUCGUUCUGGGCGCCGGUGCCCUGCGCCCCUUGCUCAACCUGAUUAACGAUGGCCGGAAGCUGAGCAUGUUGCGCAACGCCACCUGGACCCUCAGCAACUUCUGCCGUGGCAAGACCCCCCAGCCUGAUUGGAACACCAUUGCCCCCGCUCUUCCCGUUCUUGCCAAGCUCAUUUAUAUGUUGGAUGAUGAGGUUUUGAUUGAUGCUUGCUGGGCCAUCUCGUAUCUUUCAGAUGGCGCCAACGACAAGAUCCAGGCUGUUAUUGAGGCUGGCAUCCCUCGACGCCUAGUUGAGCUUCUCAUGCACGCCUCCACUUCUGUUCAGACACCCGCUCUCCGCUCCGUUGGUAACAUUGUUACCGGUGAUGAUGUCCAGACCCAAGUCAUCAUCAAUUGCGGUUCCCUUCCUGCCCUGCUUUCUCUCCUGAGUUCUACCAAGGAUGGUAUCCGCAAGGAGGCUUGCUGGACCAUCUCCAACAUCACCGCUGGUAACUCCAGCCAAAUCCAAGCCGUCAUUGACGCUGGUAUUAUUGCUCCUCUCAUCAACCUGUUGGCCAACGGUGACUUCAAGACCCGCAAGGAGGCUUGCUGGGCUAUCUCCAACGCCACCUCUGGUGGUCUCCAGAAGCCCGAUCAGAUCCGCUACCUUGUCUCCCAAGGCUGCAUCAAGCCUCUGUGUGACCUGCUUGCUUGCCCCGACAACAAGAUCAUCCAGGUCGCUCUUGAUGGUCUUGAGAACAUUCUCAAGGUCGGCGAUAUGGACAAGGAGGCUGGCCAGGGCGAGGCCCGCGUCAACCGCUAUGCUCUGUUUAUCGAGGAGGCUGGCGGCAUGGAGAAGAUCCACGACUGUCAAAACAACGCCAAUGAGGAGAUUUACAUGAAGGCCUACAACAUUAUCGAGAAGUACUUCUCUGAUGAGGAUGAAGCCGCUGGUGAGAUUGAUGAGCUGGCCCCCCAGCAGACCCAGGCCGGUUUCACCCUUGGCACUGGCCAACAGCAACCCGCUGGCGGAUUCAACUUCGCCAACGGUGGUGACUCUAUGGAUAUGUAA